CCUUCUGUUAUUCAGAGUGCAUUAUGUUUCUUCUAUCCUCUCUAUCUCUAAGAAACCCCAGUCCAAGAGUGGAUUUGGCCCAUGUCCUUGAACGUUCUCUCUUCUCUGCUGCUUCAGGCCUCUCUCAAACUGGCUCAAAGCCUCAGCCAGUCAACCUCCUUUCUCUUCCUUCAAAAUUUUUGUUCAUUAUCUGUUUCAUUUAUGUUUCCUAACAAAGAAAUCUGAUCUAUCUUCUCCACACAACCCAAAAGAUGCUCUCUUGCUUUUCUUUCUGAAAGCUUCUGAUUAUUUUCAAUGCUGUCAAUAUUUCCUUCCUAAUCAAUCCUCCAACAAGCUAAAAUAUAUAUAAUAUGCAAUCGUGUGUCACACCCAUAUACCCAGCUUCACUUUUCCCGCCAAAGUCUCACUCUUUCCACACAAAACUCCAGUUUUUCCCGGCAAAAAAUCCAGUUCUUGUGGGGAGUUGUUACUUUUGCUGGCCUAGAAUGGCUUCUCUUUGUGGGUUUAGUGUAAAAUCGCAAAUGGUUACUUCUGCUGGUGUGGAUAAUGGGUUUUCUACGCUGGUGGAAUAUAUGGGCAAGGGAGGAAUUAAUGUGGGGGAUGAUUUGGUGGUCUUGUUUAGUCAUAUACAGUAUGCUUCCAAGAGAAUUGCAGCUCUUGUGGCGUCUCCUUUCAAUUCCAGUCUCGGUAAACAAAGUAACAUUGCUGGUGCUGGCAGUGGCUCAGAUAGGGAUGCACCAAAGCCUCUCGAUAUAGUCUCGAAUGAAAUAAUGUUGUCUUCUCUUCAAAAUUCUGGAAAAGUGGCUGUCAUGGCAUCAGAAGAAGAUGAUGCUCCAAUUUGGAUAGAUGAUGAUGGUCCUUUUGUGGUGGUAACAGAUCCCCUGGAUGGUUAUCGAAAUAUUGAUGCAUCCAUUCCUACGGGAACAAUUUUUGGGGUAUAUGAACGCUUUGUAGAACUGGAUCAUCUACCUCAGGAGGAGAAGGCUACGUUGAAUUCACUUCAGAGUGGAACUAGGCUUGUGGCAGCUGGUUAUGUGCUCUAUUCAUCAGCCACAAUACUCUGUGUCAGCUUUGGUUCUGGAACACAUGCGUUUACACUGGAUCAUUCAACGGGAGACUUCAUUCUCACUCACCCAGGCAUUAAGAUUCCUCCUCAAGGGCAAAUCUAUUCUGUAAAUGAUGCACGAUAUUUUGACUGGCCUGAAGGAUUGAGGAGAUAUAUUGACACUGUUAGGCAAGGAAAAGGAAAAUACCCUAAGAAGUACUCUGCCCGUUAUAUAUGUUCCCUUGUCGCUGAUUUUCAUCGGACAUUGAUGUAUGGUGGAGUGGCAAUGAACCCACGGGACCAUCUUCGUCUAGUAUACGAGGCAAAUCCUCUUAGUUUUCUUGUGGAGCAGGCUGGAGGCAGAGGUUCUGAUGGUAAAGUUAGAAUUCUUUCAUUGCAACCUGUCAUGCUGCAUCAGAGACUUCCCUUAUUUCUAGGAAGCCUAGAGGACAUGGAAGAGCUAGAGAGUUAUGGAGAUGUUCAACAAAAAGUAAAUCCUGGAUAUGAAGUCUGACGCUCUUGUGUGAUGUGGAUUGAUUUAUGUUGAUAUUCUGUUGGGAUCCUACAAUUUUCAAGUCUACUUGUAUUUAACCAUUCCAACCCUUGAUACACAUGAUACUCAUCUUCUUUUCUUAACAGCUUGCAGAGUUUUGACAUGAAAUGCUGGAAGAUGAUGUGGAUAUCUUAAUCCUUAUUCAUGUUCUUGAUCAUUUUGUCAUGUAAAGAGUGAUUCUUCUAAUUUUACAAUUGUAUACCUCCCUAUGUAUACAUCACUAGGUUGACUACUGAUUUGAACUUGUAUAAAACAUACCUUUUUCUGUUUGAACUUUAAUGAUAAUCAAAUUUAUACAUUCAUCACAA
Molecule: messenger RNA, 1906 nt
Organism: Hevea brasiliensis (rubber tree)
Lineage: Eukaryota; Viridiplantae; Streptophyta; Magnoliopsida; Malpighiales; Euphorbiaceae
Product: fructose-1,6-bisphosphatase, chloroplastic-like
Exons: 3
Coding region: 351-1559 (402 amino acids)
Biological process (GO): fructose metabolic process; gluconeogenesis; fructose 1,6-bisphosphate metabolic process
Cellular component (GO): cytoplasm; cytosol
Molecular function (GO): fructose 1,6-bisphosphate 1-phosphatase activity
Source: RefSeq, a predicted model, not a curated record